Rhipicephalus sanguineus (brown dog tick) is the source of this 2142-nucleotide messenger RNA. Its product is annotated as ice-structuring glycoprotein. The transcript has a single exon. Bases 1 to 2142 code for a protein of 713 amino acids. The record is from RefSeq and is a predicted model, not a curated record. NCBI's taxonomy places the organism in Eukaryota, Metazoa, Arthropoda, Arachnida, Ixodida, Ixodidae. Gene Ontology annotation, molecular function: nucleic acid binding; zinc ion binding.
AUGCCUCGGAAGAACUCUGGCAAGAAGAUGAAGCAGGCCGGCAAGGACCAGAGAUCCCCCCAACAGCAGGAGGAGAUUUCCGAGCGCCAGACCGUUCCUGCCUUCGAUGACCGGCCACUGGAGAAGGCCAAGGAAGCGCUACCACGCUCCCAGGCCACUUCGGAGCCUCCCGCCACCGCUGCGGCACCCCCUAAGCCUGCCUGCAACACCUCGGCACCUGCUGCCCCUGCUGCUGCUGCUGCUACCGCACUCGCCGCUCCUCGCGAAGCCGCGAAGCCUUACCUGCGCUCGCGCUCGGGCACUCGAGUGGGACCCACGACCUACGGGCUCGACAGUAACGGUCCGUUACGACAAGCUGUAGAGCAGCAGGAAAAACAGGAAAAAGAGGAGUACCAGAUCUUCGAAGCCUGGUUGGCUCGUAAGCGUGCCACACAACGUGCUGCAAUCCACGCGGCACAUGCAAGCACGAGCUCGGCACAAGCACCGACUGCGAGCCCCAACCAAUUGGAGCAGCAGGCGGUGACAACGAUCGGAGAUUGGCUGCUAAACAAGGCCAAGGACGCAGCACCAGUUGCCGCGGACCUUCCCGAACCAGCAGCCGCUACCACGCCAGCCGACUCAGACGCGCCGUCUAGUUCACAUGCCGAGACGUCAGUUGACGAAGCCAUGGACACCACGGCGACCUCGCGUAAGCGAGGACGCGAGGAAGACGCAGCGGAGGGCCCGCGGAAGCAAGCGAGCCCACACGCUGCAGCGGCAAUCACAACAACAGCUGCUGCGGCACCUGCUCCCUCCCCCCCAACGCGGGACGACGCGACGAGCUCGACAGCAACUCCCGCAGUCCUCCUCGCGCAGGCGGCCCCCGCCGACAAUGUGGCAGCGCCCCCUGCGGCUCCCGCAGGAACGAGGAAGGUAAACAAGCGGAAGGCACGUCCCAAGCGACGGCGGCGGCCGCGCGAGCUCGUGUAUUCUGCUGCUGAGCCCCGGACAGCUCCGAGGCAACUCAACACCAUGGUCGCCGUGCCGCGCCCGUGCCCAAGCCCCCCGCCAGCCGCGGACGACUUCGUCACCGUCGUCUCCAAGGCAGCGCAGCGGAGAGCAAGGGCACUCGAGGCCGCGGCUGUUACGAUCGAUCCUGCCGUGGUAGGGACAGCCCUGUUCCGUCCCUCAGCCCCUGGCGGUUCUUUCAGCGGAUCGCCGCGUCUGACACUCGCGGCGGCACUCGCUAAGCGGCCCGGUGUGACGGCGGUGCGUGUCAACCACCGUCUAAACAUCGUGGCCGCGGACGCGUCGACACCGUCGUGUUUGUCCGAGCUCCUCGCCAUCAGGGAGCUCGGCGGCGUCCCUGUCACUGCCAGGGAGCCCGCGGAUCGUCGCUCCAGCACCGGCUUCGUCUACGGCGUGGACGGUGACCUGACGAACGCGGAGCUACUCGCGGGCAUCACAUCGGCGGUUCCCGUGCUCUCGGCAACGAGGGAGGGUGCCUCGGUGAAGCUACGAUUCGCCGAACCGCUCCCACCUGAACGAGUCGUGCUGCUCGGCCUGCGGUUGCGGGUGCGACAUGUGAGGCCGCGACCACGCCAGUGCCAGCAGUGCGGUCGCUUCGGCCACGUUGCCGAGGCAUGUCAGCGCAAGGGAGCGUGCAUCCGCUGCGGCCGCCAACACCUGGAGACGGAGAGCUGCAACCCCCGCUGCGUCAACUGCGGCGGGGCCCAUGCAGCUGACACCCCCACCUGUCCUCGCUGGCAGGAGGAAAGGAGAGUGGCCACGCUCAUGGCCGCCACUCCAACGCCGCUCUCGAGAAGGGCGGUCAAGGCCGCAGUACGCGAGGAGUCCCGUGAGGUGCGCUCCUACGCUGCUGCGGUCAAGAACAAACUUCUCGAGGGCAACACCACGGAUCCCGGCCUGCAGCGCCCAUCUCCUGCGCCGCGCCGAUCUCUCCUGUCAACGGCGAGCUCCCCCAAGUCGAGCCUGCCUGCUGCCCCACCCGCCGCGCCUGCCGAGGACCCGCGGGACACUCUCAUCACAAACCUGCUGGCCACACUGCAGGCUGUGAUGCAAUUCCUUCCUGAGGAACACCCGCUGCGAGCCACCUGCCUCCAGGCGCUCGGCGCACAGCCGGGUGCCCCCAGGAGCGAGUAG